AAACUAUCGCAUGAUCGCAUCCCUUCCUUUUCUUCUUCUGCCGAGCAGCAGCCAGCAGAGCCUUCGCCCGCGGCCACAACCAGCGCAGUCGCCGCCGCUCCCUCGUUUCGACCCAACUCCCUGCCCCACGUCUCACCGCCGCUCAUUCGCCCCCUCGUCUCAAACCAGGUCCCCAACUCCUCGCCGUCGCUCCCCGCCCGACGCAUCGACCCAACUUCCCGCCGCCUUGACAGCAGUCCCCGCCCCUGCCUCAAUACUAGCUUAGAUCGUUUCAGGUAGGUGCUUAAUUAGGUUUCUAUUGUGUAGUUUCAGAAUUGGAAAAGCACAUCUUGGUUCUGUUUCCAUUUCCAGUUUCCACAAUGGAAUCGAGCAUUGGUUGUUGUUAGAUAGAGAGAGUGGGGGAGAAAGAAAGAAAGAGCAUUGACGUUUGUUUGUUAAUUAGGAGUUAGUAAGGAAUGCAGCAGGUUAAUUUGGUUGAUGGAAUUGAUGAUACUUUGUUAUUUUGUUAAUUAUUUACUUGUUUGAUAGAUGGAAUCGAGUGAUGUAUCAAGUCAGCCGGCUUAAUCCGGUUGAACCCCGAUUCGACCAUUAAACCUCAAAUCCCUUGUUAAACCGGUUAGAGGACUUAAUCCGGUUUAACAACCUUGGAAGUGAAGAGAAAUAUCAGUUUUGUCCUCAGGCAUCUAAGAACAGAAUAUCCGAGGCGACACGUCUCACCAUCUUUGACGGCGAUAAACCAGAUAACAGUUUUUUUACUCAGCAGCGGCAGUAAAUUAGUAAUGCUCUUUACUGAAAUACCAAUGAAUUUGACAGCAUCCACAGAACUAUUUUUACCUUCGAGAAAAUGCUAUUGGGCCAUUUGGGCGCAUAUUGAACCUAAAGGUGCGAGCUUUGAAGCCAUUAUUAAACACAUUCUUUGGUUCAACAAUGACUAUCUGGCUGUUGAAGCCAUUAUUGUUUUCAGCUGCAGCUCUUCUCCCUCCAUGCCAUUCUUACACUUUACUGUUUCCAACUACUCUGCGCUAUUCCCACCGUCGAUCAAUUGGAGUUUCUCGAGCAAAAAUGGACUCCAGCGAUGGAAGCACGGCGCCUGCUUCCAAAAUCAUCGAUUCGCAUCUCCACGUUUGGGCAUCUCCUGAAGAGGCUGCAGAUAAGUAUCCUUAUUUUCCUGGCCAAGAACCCACUUUGCCUGGACAUGUGGAUUUCCUGCUCCAGUGCAUGGAAGAAGCAGGAGUGGAUGGUGCCCUGAUUGUGCAGCCUAUUAAUCACAAAUUUGAUCAUUCUCUAGUCACAAGUGUUGUGAAGAAGUAUCCAACCAAGUUUGUUGGCUGCUGCCUUGCAAAUCCUGCUGAAGAUGGAGUUGGGAUUAACCAGCUCGAGCUGCUUGUUGUCGAGGAUGGUUAUCGUGCUGUUCGCUUUAAUCCAUAUCUGUGGCCUUCUGGCCAGAAGAUGACAAAUGAUGUUGGGAAGGCAUUGUUUCGUAGAGCUGGUGAGCUUGGAGUACCUGUUGGAUUCAUGUGUUUCAAGGGUCUUAAUCUCCAUAUCGCAGAAAUUGAAGAGCUCUGCACAGAGUUCCCCUCCACCCCAGUUCUGAUGGACCAUUUGGGUUUCUGCAAACCCCCAACAAACGACGAGGAAAGAGCUGCCCUCUCAAACCUGUUGCAGCUAUCCAGGUUCCCUCAGGUAUAUGUGAAAGUCAGCGCCUUGUUCAGGGUGUCUAGAACUCAGAGCCCAUACGAGGAUUUAUCAACCCUUGUGUCUCAAGUAGUGUCCAGUUUUGGCGCCAAACGUGUCAUGUGGGGAAGCGAUUUCCCAUAUGUAGUUCCUGAAUGUGGGUAUAAAGGAGCUAAAGAUGCAGUGUCCUGCUUAGCUAGUCAAGUGCCGCUGUCUGAUACAGAGAAAGAAUGGGUUAUGGGCAGGACAGUAAUGCAGCUUUUCCAGGGUCAAUGGAUUCCUUAGAUCUUGAGGGAUGUCUCGGCCAUGCUCCAUGUUCAUCCCGAUUUGCUCUGUUCCUUAUGAGUACAUUAUUUGGACAAUUAAUGGUAGGAAUUCGUUUGUAUUGUAGAUUUGCAUGGUGCAGUUCAACUCAAGAAUCAAUUUAACCAAUCCCAAUGAAUCUGUUUGCCCGGCUCGGUCCUCUCGUUUCAUGGUAUGCAAAGGGAUGGCCUGGGCGGCUGGGCCAUUUCAAUGAAUCGUGGUGGUUCUUUUCUGAAACUGGGAUGUGACUGAAUUUCUUUAAGUAUAAUAAAGUAAA
Molecule: messenger RNA, 2254 nt
Organism: Linum tenue
Lineage: Eukaryota; Viridiplantae; Streptophyta; Magnoliopsida; Malpighiales; Linaceae
Source: the annotation of a GenBank genome assembly